Messenger RNA from Sorghum bicolor (sorghum), 3040 nucleotides. RefSeq names its product UDP-glycosyltransferase 82A1. The coding region runs from base 279 to 1874 and encodes 531 amino acids. The transcript has 2 exons. The record is from RefSeq and is a predicted model, not a curated record. Gene Ontology annotation, molecular function: UDP-glycosyltransferase activity. NCBI's taxonomy places the organism in Eukaryota, Viridiplantae, Streptophyta, Magnoliopsida, Poales, Poaceae.
UUGGUCAAAGUUGAUAUGCUUUGACUCUCCAAAAUUUUUAGAUUGUCUUAUAAUUUGGAAUGGAGCGAGUAUUGCUCAGCCAGAAGCGUUUAACAAGUGGCGGAAUCAUUAACAUAUGAAUGUCAAAGGGACAGUGGCCACAUUGGGCCUAUAAUGAAACUGGCAAAUCGAGCCCGUGACGCACGCGCCUUCUUUAAAUCCCAAAGUCCAACACUACCGUUGCCAUCGUCGGCAGCUUGCUCAGCCAGCUUCCCAAACGUGGGCGGUGGGCCGUGACCAUGGGCGCAGAGGCCGAGCACGUGGCCGUCCGCCGCCCCGCGGCGGCCACCGUUGUCCUCGUGCCGUUCCCGGCGCAGGGCCACAUCUCCCCGAUGCUCCGCCUGGCGCGCGCCCUCGCCGGGCGAGGCGUCGCGGCCAUCGUCGCCGUGCCCGACUUCGUCCACCGCAGACUCGUCAGCGCCUGCGGUCAUCAGGUGGGCGUCGGCGUCGAGCUCGCGUCCAUAGACAGCGGUGUCCCGGACGACGGCGUGGGCGAGCCCCCGGGCUUCGCCGGCUUCGCGCGCGCCAUGGAGCACCACAUGCCCACCAGCCUGGAGUCGAUGCUGACGACUCGGCGCGGAUUAGCGGGCCGCGGCGUGGCGUGCCUCGUCGCCGACGUCCUGGCGUCGUGGGCGGUCCCCGUCGCCGCCCGGUGCGGCGUGCCCGCCGUGGGCUUCUGGACGGCGAUGCUGGCAACCUACCGCGUCGUGGCGGCCAUCCCGGAGCUCAUCGACAAGGGGUUGAUCUCAGAUCACGGCAUUCCCAUAUCGACCAAAAGAUUAAACACUGGUGAAGAACACAAAGUAAACGGAGACCACCAGAAGACUGGCGACAGCCUCCACGUAUUGCCUGCACAACUAGGCCUGAGCACCGCAGAGCUGCCAUGGCUUGUGGGCGACGCGGCGUGCCAGAAAUCAAGGUUCACCUUCUGGCUUCAGACCAUGGAGCGCGCAAAGAGUUUCCGCUCUAUCCUCGUCAACACCUUCCCCGUCGAAGCCGCCGGCGCCGGCGCCGGCGACGGCGACGACACCGGCACUGAUGCGUCACAGGUCCUCCAAGUCGGACCACUACUGCCGCCACCCAGCGGCGGCUUCGACGACGGUCGCAUUACCAAAGGCGAUCUGCUGCAUGACUCCCCGGCGGCACCACGACGACGACGCUCCACCAGCUCCAAGAACCCAAGCAUGUGGCAGGCGGACGAGACCUGCGUGGAGUGGCUAGACGAGCAGCGCGCGGGGUCGGUGAUCUACGUCUCGUUCGGAAGCUGGGUCGCCUCGAUCGGUCGAGACGCCAUCGGCGAGCUCGCGCUCGGGCUGGAGGCCACCGCCCGGCCGUUCCUGUGGGCGCUCAAGGACGAGCCGUCGUGGCGAGAAGGCCUCCCCCGCCAGUACGCCGAGGCCGUCGCCGGCCGCGGCAAGAUCGUCGCGUGGGCGCCGCAGGAGGACGUCCUCCGGCACAGCGCCGUCGGGUGCUACCUCACGCACUGCGGGUGGAACUCCACGCUGGAGGCCAUACAGCAUGGGGUGCGCCUGCUGUGCUACCCGGUGUCCGGUGACCAGUUCAUCAACUGCGCUUACAUCGUCAAGGUGUGGGAGACGGGGAUCAGGCUCUGUAGCACCAAGAGGAGUGUAGUGGAAGACUGUGUCGAGAGGAUCAUGGAAGGAGAAGAAGGAAGGCGUAUGCAGGAGAAGGUGGAUGAGUUGAGGAAACGAGUCGUGAUGGGUGAGGCCAGAUGUGCAGCAAACGGAAACCUCGACAGUUUUGUUGACGGGAUCAUGAGAAAUGAUCAUUUAUUAGCGCAACCGAGUGCAUUAACAUGUGCUCAUGCAUGCUAGAGCUUUACUAAGAUAUAGGUACAGUACAAGCUCGUGGAUAGAUUUAAUUAGUACCAGCGACUAUUCAAACUUUUUUUUUUAUCUUUUUGUGCCGUUUCUCUAUUCAGUUUCUUACACAAUAAUAUGUAGAUACUCCGUGAUCUCUGUCAGGUUUUGAUAGAUUUGUCAAUUACUCUAUAUGUUUUAAUUUCCAUCCAUAUUCAUAGUUUUCACCCUUUACAUUGCAACAUCUAUGUGUCUUAGCUAGGUCCUGUUGGAUUAAAAGUAUUUUUAGAGUUUUAGAAAAUAUAAUGUUUUUAAUAUACUCCCUUCGUCCCAAAUUAUAAGUCGUUCCAAGACUCUUGGAGACUCAAAACAUUUUAAGUUUGACCAAAAUUACAGAAAGAAUUAUAAAAAUUUAUGAAAUCAAAUAGAUAUACUAUAAAAAUAUAAUUAAUGAAGAAUCUUAUGGUACUUUGUUGAUAUCAUAAAUAUUAUUAUCUUAUCAAAUAAAUUUGGUCAAACUUGAAAUGUUUUAACUCUCUAAGAAUCUUGGAAUGACUUAAUUUGGGAUGAAGGGAGUACUUUGGUUUGAAGUGUCAUCAUGAAGUAUUUGGAUGCAACAAACGUUACAGUUUUGAAAAUUGUUGUAUUGUUCAAAUUAUAGUCCUUUUUAGAGUUUGAAAAACUCCGCAUUGAUAGUUUUUCCCUUUUGCAUUGCACAUCAAUCUACGUAUCUUUUGUGUUUGGUUGAAAUCUUAGCUUAAUUUACAUUGCACAUCUACAUAUAUCUUACGCAUUAUUAUGGUAUCAACAGUCGAUUCAACGCUCUAGAUAUGCAACUUUCUCUAUCAAAGAAUUCUAAAAUCAAAUGCUUAUUACACUGUCGAUGGAUAUGUUACUCUGGCAAAAUGUAUAAAUUUUAUAAUGUUUUAGUUAUAAUAUACAAAUUGUAUGAAGUAAGAAUUAGAUAAAAUAUUCAUUUAAUAUAUUUAAAAUGAUUUGUUAUUUAUAUUCCCUCCAAGAUUAUAAUGUUUUUAAUAUACUCCCUCCAAGAUUUUAUCUAAUUCUAAAAUUCGUUCGUUAAGAAACAUUUUUUACUAUUACUAAACUCCAUCAAUAUAUUAUUUCACUCAUGCAUGCAUGCAUGUAUACUUGGUAUAUUUGGUGGCACACGACAUGUAUGC